This is a messenger RNA of Microplitis mediator, 13241 nucleotides long. RefSeq names its product teneurin-m (gene Ten-m). Gene Ontology annotation, biological process: motor neuron axon guidance. The coding region runs from base 208 to 9981 and encodes 3257 amino acids. The transcript has 14 exons. The record is from RefSeq and is a predicted model, not a curated record. NCBI's taxonomy places the organism in Eukaryota, Metazoa, Arthropoda, Insecta, Hymenoptera, Braconidae.
UUUACGCCAGUGUGGUGCGUAUUUAAUUAUUUAAAUUAUUAAAAGUAAUUUAGAUGAGUGCGUGUGUUGGUGAAGUGUUUAAAUUAAAAGAUGACAAAAACUCUCCGGCUGACCAGCUCAAUUUUUUAAUCAAAAUUCAUUGAUGUUGCACUAGACUGAAUAAAACUCCUGAAAGGAGUAACAGCGAGCCGUGAAUGAUAUUUGGACAUGAACUACACUCAAGGGAAGGGACGGCUCCAUCCGGCCUACAGUCUGAGUGGAAGCGAGGGGGAGGAAAAUUCAAUAGGACCCCGAGUGACCCGACUGGCAACGUCGCAGUCAAUUUACUCUCAAAGUCAGCCUGGUCAGUCCCACAAUCACUACAACACAGCUCACAAACGUGGCGGCACUAGUGGAUUUCAGCAGCCGCAAUUGUAUCACGUGACGAGCAGCGCCGCUGGAUUGAGCGAUACCCCGACCUCGGGAAACGCAAGCGACGAAACUCUUACUGACUGCGAGCUGACCCAUCUUGCACGCGAGUGGAACGGUUGUUUACUGGACAACUCGGCACCACGGGGACCGCCCGAUGUGCCACCUCGUAACCCUACAAUGAAUCGUUUGAACGGAAGACUGCCAGGUAGCCACGUAACAAGCGAGCACGAGCGUGAUCUAGACUUAGAGCCUUCUUGUCUUGUUCGUACGCCGUCUGGAAAUUUUUAUAACAAACCACCAAAGAAUAAUAAGAAUGAAUACAAUAACAAACAUCAGUCUACAGGAAAUAGUCCAAUAAAAGUAGAGUUACAAAACAAUAUGGACAGGGUACCGUUGCCUUACGGGCAUGCGCCAUCAAUGAUUCCAAUGAGGAGACAAAGUAUUAGGUGUCAUUUCCGUAAAGGAAUAGACUGGUGCAGUUGGAAAUUGAUCGCCAUUGUUUCUAUAACGGUCGCAAUUUGUCUAAUUGGUGCUUUAAUAUAUUUAGCUGCAUCCAGUUCAGUUACUUGGCCGUAUCACGCGACAAAGGCCUGUAACGUACUGGUUGGUGAUAGCAGCGAAAAGUCUGAGACUAAAAAUUCAACGUCUGCGUCAGCAACUUCGACUCCUGGUAGAUCGCGACAGCCGUCAUCAGGAGGUGAGAAUCGUGAAUCUGUUGAUAUUAAUGGUAUUGUUUACAGUAGAAAACGUAGAGACACUAUCCAGCAUGAUGAAUGGAAUUUAGAUAAUCCUCAAUUAGAUAAAAUGGCAUCAUCGCAAAUGAUUACAACUCUUCCAAAUCAUGAAAAUGUAUCAACUCUUCCAAAUUAUGAAAGUGGAUCAACUCCUCCAAACCACAGCAAUGAAUCAACUCUUCCCAAUAGUGAAAAUGUAUCAACUCUUCCAAAUAGAGACAAUGUAUCAACUCUUCCAAAUCAUGAAAAUAUAUCAACUCUUCCGAAUAGUAGAAAUGUAUCAACUCUUCCAAACCAUAGCAAUAUAUCAACUCUUCCAAACCAUGAAAAUGUAUCAACUCUUCCAAAUAGUAGAAAUGUAUCAACUCUUCCAAACCAUAGCAAUCCAUCAACUCUUCUAAACCAUGAAAAUGUAUCAAUUCUUCCAAAUAGAAACGAUGUAUCAACUCUUUCAAAUUACGGAAGUUUAUCAACUCCUCCAAAUAGAGACAAUGUAUCAACUCUCCCAAAUUAUGGAAGUGGAUCAACUCCUCCAAACCACAGCAAUAAAUCAACUCUUCCCAAUAGAGACAAUGUAUCAACUCUUCCAAACCAUGAAAAUGUACCAACUCUUCCCAAUAGUGAAAAUGUCUCAACUCUUCCAAAUAGAGACAAUGUGUCAACUCUUCCAAAUAGUGGAAGUGUAUCAAUUCUUCCAAACCAUGAAAAUCUAUCAACUCUUCCAAAUCAUGGUAAUGAAUCAACUCUUCCAUAUAGUGAUAAUGUAUCAACUCUUCCAAAUCAUGAACAUAAAUCAACUCUUCCAAGCGAUGGAAAUGUAUCAAUUUCUCGCCAAACUGAAUCAAAGAAUCAAUUAACAACCGAGUCAGUGAUAAAAAUAACAGAUGAACUUUUGGGAUCAUUUUUACCAACCGAAAUAAAUGAACCUGAUCGCGUGAUAAUAGAAGACGUGCCAGAAAAAGCGCAGCAAGAUUUUCCCGGUUCUCUUUACAAUUCCGAAGUUGUCGAGAUCGUAAAACUAAAUCCAGACAGCCCAGAGUCACCUCAAAAUACUUAUACUGUCGAAGAGGAUGAACAUAAACUAGGAUCACAGGACGAUAUGAUGAAAGAAAGCCAAGAGUUUGAAUCGCGUGAGAUUAAAGACUACGACGAGCAUCCAUCAGGAGAAAAGUCAUUGGUGUCAAAUAAUAUUAACAAAACUCAAGAUUUAUCGCAUGAAACGCAUGAUUUUUAUAAUCCGGUAUCAAAUAAUAACAAACAAACUGAUACUGGAUCACGUAUUCUUGUUAACGUCACGAUAUCAAGCUUGGAUUCAUUUACAUCUACAUCUAAACAAAUUUACGUAGUAUCUGUAUCUGUACCGAGUAACCCUGUGCCGGGUGAUUUAUUAACUCCUGGGAUAAUUAACAUACCCGAACUUAAAACUCCUGGUCCUGAUCCCGCUGGGGCUAAGCUGGAACCGGAAUCACUGGAACUGCCUCCGCCACCUCAGCCUCCGGGUUCUCCACCUCCCAUCUGGGCUGGCGGGGAAUGCGAGUGCUCUUGCCCGUGUAUGGACUCGUCUGAUGAUGAAUGGGACUCUUUUUCAGCAGAUGAUCAGUCUUUUGCUGAUGAUCAUUUAGAUAAUUCGGAAGAAGCUCAGAGUUACAAUUCCGAGUUUGAUGGAACUACUGUUAGUGAAACGGAAUCAACUGACGGGUUUAGUACUGAGAGUUUGUGUGGUACUACUCCCUUGCCACCGGAACCUACUAUUCUUAUUUUAGAAGGUGCCAGAACAUUCCCCGCCAGGUCAUUUCCACCAGACGGUACGACGUUCGCUCAAGUGACCCUAGGUCAGCAUUUAAACAAAGAAAUUCCCGCGUACAGUUACUGGAACAUGCAAUUCUACCAAUCGGAAGCUGCUUACGUGAGGUUUGAUUACAAUAUACCUAGGGGAGCGUCUAUUGGAGUCUACGCACGAAGGAACGCACUGCCUACACACACGCAAUACGAUCUACUGGAAGUAUUGAGCGGAUUCAAAGCCCGAACAACUCGCGCUUCACACCCUUCGAUAAAAAAAGAGGUGACUCAUUACAUGGAACCCGGUCACUGGUUCCUUUCACUCUACAACGACGAUGGCGAUCCCCAGGAAAUUUCUUUCAUUGCUGUGAUAGCAGAAGACAUGACUCACAAUUGUCCGAACGGUUGCAGUGGCAAGGGCGAGUGUUUACUAGGUCACUGUCAAUGUAACCCAGGAUUCGGUGGUGAAGAUUGCAGCGAAAGUGUCUGCCCAGUCCUCUGCAGCCAACGCGGCGAGUACAUCAACGGCGAGUGUCAAUGCAACCCCGGAUGGAAGGGCAAGGAAUGCUCGCUAAGGCAUGACGAGUGCGAAGUACCAGAUUGCAAUGGCCACGGCCAUUGUACCAACGGCAAAUGUAACUGCGUACGUGGAUACAAAGGAAAGUUUUGCGAGGAACCAGAUUGCCCUCAUCCAACUUGCUCAGGCCACGGGUUCUGUGCCGAGGGAACUUGCAUUUGCAAAAAGGGAUGGAAGGGAAUUGAUUGCAGUCAGAUGGAUAAAGAAGCCCUGCAGUGUCUUCCUGAUUGCAGCGGCCAUGGUAACUUUGAUCUAGAAACCCAGACCUGCCAUUGCGAGCCAAUGUGGUCAGGGGAUGAUUGCUCCAAGGAAUUGUGCGACUUAGACUGUGGGCCGCAUGGUCACUGCGUUGACAAUGCAUGCGAUUGCGUCGCUGGAUGGUCUGGCGAACUCUGCAAUCUCAAGCAGUGUGACCCCCGUUGUAACGAACACGGGCAAUGCAAAAAUGGAACGUGUUUGUGUGUCACUGGAUGGAAUGGUCGGCAUUGCACGAUGGAAGGCUGCCCCAAUUCCUGCUCAGGCCACGGCCAGUGUCGAGUCAAUGCAGACGCCCAAUGGGAGUGCAGAUGCUACGACGGCUGGGAUGGUAAAGACUGCGGUGUUCUGUUGGAGCAAAACUGUAACGAUCAACGUGACAAUGACAAAGAUGGUCUGAUCGACUGCGCGGAUCCUGAAUGCUGUGGAAAUCACGCUUGCAGAGGCAGCCAAUUGUGCGUGUCAGCGCCCAAGCCCAUUGACAUCUUGCUCCGUAAGCAGCCGCCCGCAAUAACUGCGUCCUUCUUUGAACGGAUGAAGUUUCUGAUUGACGAAGGUAGUUUGCAGAAUUACGCGCGUCAAGAAAGCUUCAACGAAAGUGUGUUCUGGAAUCACUUCAACACGAGUCGAUCAGCGGUGGUGCGUGGACGAGUAGUGACGUCAAUGGGAACAGGAUUAAUGGGCGUGCGUGUCAGUACAAGUACACCCUUGGAAGGUUUCACACUGACACGUGAUGACGGUUGGUUUGAUCUGCUCGUCAACGGUGGGGGUGCUGUCACACUGCAAUUUGGACGAUCGCCAUUCAAACCACAGACACAUAUUGUCUUUGUGCCCUGGAAUGAGGUGGUCAUAAUAGACAGGAUAGUGAUGAGCACGGCGGACGAGAAGCCACCGGUUCAUAUCGCGCAUGCCUGCGCUGCUCACGACUACGAUUUGAUGAAGCCAGUGGUUCUCGCGACCUGGAAACACGGGUUCCAAGGCGCUUGUCCUGAAAAAAGUGCCAUUCUUGCCGAGUCUCAAGUGGUCCAAGAAAGUCUACAGAUUCCUGGAACCGGUCUUAAUUUGGUUUAUCACAGCUCGCGUGCUGCGGGCUAUCUCUCGACGAUCCAGCUCCAACUUACUCCAGAAAGCAUUCCCCCGACAUUGAAUCUCAUUCACUUGCGCAUCACCAUUGAGGGAAUUUUGUUCGAGAAGACUUUUGAAGCUGAUCCGGUUAUUAAAUUCACUUACGCCUGGAAUCGGCUGAACGUAUAUCGGCAGCGAGUUUAUGGAGUCACUACAGCGAUGGUGAAGGUCGGUUACGAGUACAGUGAUUGUAAGGACAUAAUCUGGGACGUCCAGACCACUAAAUUAAGUGGCCAUGAUAUGUCAAUCUCUGAAGUAGGAGGUUGGAAUCUGGAUAUCCAUCACCGUUACAACUUCCACGAAGGAAUCCUUCAAAAAGGCGAUGGUUCGAACAUCUAUCUCAAGCACAAGCCGCGAGUGAUCCUUACCACAAUGGGCGACGGUCAUCAACGGCCAUUAGACUGCUUCGAAUGCGACGGACAGGCUUCCAAGCAACGGCUUUUGGCACCAGUUGCUUUAGCGGCUUCUCCAGAUGGUGCGAUAUUCGUUGGAGACUUCAAUCUUAUCCGUAAGAUCCUAGUCGACGGAACUGUAAAAACUGUCGUACGUUUGAACGCCACCCGAGUGUCUUAUCGCUACCACAUUGCGCUGAGUCCCCUUGACGGAGUCCUCUAUAUUUCGGACCCAGAGUCCCAUCAGAUCAUUCGCGUACGUGACGUCAAUGAUUACACAGACCCAGAACACAAUUGGGAGACCGUUGUGGGCUCGGGCGAGCGAUGCCUUCCCGGUGACGAAGCUCACUGUGGAGAUGGUGCUUUAGCAAGAGACGCCAAGCUGGCUUAUCCAAAAGGCGUAGCAGUGUCUGCUGAUAACGUUCUUUACUUUGCUGACGGAACCAAUAUCCGAAUGGUUGAUCGCGACGGAAUAAUAACGACAGUAAUAGGCAACCAUAUGCACAAAUCUCACUGGAAGCCGAUACCAUGUGAAGGAACUCUCAAUGUCGAGGAGGUUCAUUUGCGCUGGCCUACAGAGCUGGCCAUUAAUCCCCUCGAUAAUUCACUUCACAUCAUCGACGACCACAUGGUCUUACAGCUCGCGCCAGAUGGUCGCGUCAAAGUCGUUGCAGGACGACCACUACACUGUGCCAGCCCGUCAACAACUUUCGACACUGAACUCGCUACCCAUGCGACCCUUGUGAUGCCGCAGUCCAUCGCAUUCGGUCCAUCCGGUAGCUUGUACAUCGCCGAAAGUGAUUCGCAAAGAAUAAACCGCGUCCGUGUCAUUGGGACUGACGGUAAAAUUGGACCAUUCGCUGGGGCUGAGUCUAAAUGCAAUUGCCUUGAGCGCGGAUGCGAUUGCUUUGAAGCUGAUCACUAUCUGGCGUCAACGUCAAAGUUUAACACCAUUUCCGCCGUGACCGUAUCACCGGAUGGGGUCGUCCACAUUGGAGACCAAGCAAACUAUCGCAUCCGGUCGGUGAUGGCCAGCAUUCCCGACGCCUCUGGAGCUCGUGAGUAUGAAAUCUACUCGCCAGAUACUCAAGAAAUCUAUGUGUUCAAUCGCUUUGGCCAGCAUAUUUCCACCAAGAACAUUCUGACAGGUGAAACCUUCUAUGUCUUUACGUAUAACGUCAAUACCAGCAACGGGAAAUUGAGCACAGUAACAGACGCCAGUGGGAACAAAGUCUUUUUACUGAGAGAUUACAGCAGUCAGGUGAACUCUAUCGAAAAUACCAAGGGACAGAAGUGCAGACUGAGAAUGUCACGCAUGAAAAUGCUCCACGAAUUAAGCACUCCGGAUAAUUACAACGUGACCUUUGAUUAUCACGGCCCGACAGGAUUGCUAAAGACUAAAUUAGACAGCACUGGCAGAAGUUACGUCUACAAUUACGACGAAUUUGGACGUCUGACUAGCGCAGUUACGCCGACGGGUAAAGUUAUCGAUUUGACAUUUGAUCUGAGCGUUAAGGGAGCGACAGUGAAAAUUGGCCAGAACAACCGCAAGCCCGUUUCAAUGCUGAUUAAAGGCUCUUCUGUUCUGACUAAAAUCGGAGAAGCCGAAGCGAGAACAACAGUAGCCGGUGAUGGAUCUGUCAGUCGCGUUACUUCCUGGUCGCAUACAGUCAGCACUGAUACGCUUCCCUACGCUAUUUUGGCCGAAAUCGAAGCUCUGUUGGGUGAAAGCUACCCAGUGCCUGCUAAGCAGCGGACUGAGAUCGCCGGUGACCUGGCAAAUAGAUUCGAAUGGCGCUACUUCUUACGCAAGGUCCAGGGCAAGAAUCGCGGCAACCCUAAAGCGAUUGCCCAAGUCGGAAAGAAGCUUCGCGUCAAUGGUGACGUCUUGCUCUCACUGGAAUACGACCGCGAAAGUAAUACCGUGGCGGUAUUUAUUGAUGACCGCGUGGAGCUGCUCAAUGUCACUUACGACCGAAAUGCGCGACCUCUCAAGUGGCUGCCGAGGAACGGAAUCUUCUCGGGAGUGGAUCUGGAGUACGACAGAUUCAGUCGGUUGACCAGGUGGACCUGGGGUGACAUCAGCGAGAGCUACGGAUUCGACCGCGCAGGUAGACUGUUUGAAAUAAAAUACAGUGACAAUACCGCGAUGGUCUACGCAUUCAAAGACAUGUUCAGUAGUCUGCCACUGAAGGUGACGACACCAAGAGGCAGCGAUUACUUGCUGCAAUACGACGAAGCAGGAGCUUUGCAAUCUCUGACUACACCUCGUGGUCACAUCCACGCGUUCUCGCUUCAAACAUCUUUAGGAUUCUACAAGUACCAAUACUACUCGCCAAUGAACCGACAUCCCUACGAAAUCCUUUACAAUGACGACGGCCAGAUUCUCGCUAAAGUUCUUCCCCAUCAAAGCGGCAAAGUCGCUUACGUCUACGACCAUGCGGGUAAAUUAGAGACGACAUUGGCUGGACUUUCAUCUAUUCACUACACGUACCAAGAAACGACUUCCCUAGUCCGCAGUAUUGACAUAAACGAGCCCAACUUCGAAAUGCGUAUCGAGUACAAGUAUCACGCGGGAAUUGUCAAGGAUGAGAAGAUCAAAUUCGGCAGCAAGAGCGGAAUGGACAAUGCGCACUAUCGCUACCAGUAUGACGGCAACGCCAGAAUUUCGGGAAUCGAAGUCGACAUCAAUGGAAAACAGUUGCCGCAGUUACGGCUCAAGUACAACCAGAACCUGGGAGUUCUUGAAGGAAUUGGUGACUUGAGGAUCUAUAGAAACACUUUCAAUAGGUCGGUGAUGCAGGACGCAAGCAAGCAAUUCUUCACCGUGACUGAUUACGACGAGCACGGUCGUGUCAAGAGCAUUGUCAUGAACAUCCGGUCGAUGGACGUUUUCCGCAUGGAACUGGAGUACGACAACCGCAAUAGGAUAAAGAUGCGCAAGCUGACUAUCGGCAAGGACUCGAUGGACAAAAAGGAAUGGUCGCGUAUGGAUAAAAUAACUUACAACGCUGACGGCCAUGUUCUGGAGGUCGCGGAUACUGACAACAACUGGCAGUACGCUUACGACGAGAACGGAAACGUUGUCGGAGUUACUGAACACAAUGAAAAAAUAACUCUGGGUUACGAUAGUGGAGAUCGUGUUGUUCAGUAUGGAGAUGUUGAGUUCAACUCCUACGAUAGUCGUGGGUUCGUUGUGAUACGCGGGGAACACAAGUACAGAUACAAUUCACGCGGUCAGUUGAUUCAUGCCUCAGAGCACAAAAAGUUCCAGAUCUGGUACUACUACGACGAUCGUGGACGUCUGGUAUCUUGGAACGACGAUCGAGAAAACAUAACCCAAUUUUUCUACGCCAAUCCCAAGACCCCUGAUCUGAUAACUCACGUCCACUUCCCUAAAGCUGCAAAGACCUUCAGAUUUUUGUACGACUCGCGCGAUUUCUUGAUGACCGUCGAGACGUCAGAGCAGCGUUUCUACGUUGCAUCAGAUCAAAACGGAUCACCAUUGGCUCUGUUUGAUACCAAUGGAAAUCUGAUAAAGGAAAUGCGUCGCACGCCAUUUGGAAAGAUUAUCAAAGACACGAAUCCAGAUUUUUAUCUACCGAUUGACUUCCACGGCGGGCUCUUUGACCCGAUAACAAAAUUAGUCUACUUGAAUAAACGGCUCUAUGACCCCACUGUCGGUCAAUGGAUGACUCCAGCCUGGGAGCAGAUGGUCAACCAACUGACCACUCCUACCGACAUCUUUAUCUACCGAUUCCGUAAUAACGAUCCAAUAAAUGCUAAAUUGAACGUCGAGUACAUGACCGACUUGUCCAGCUGGUUGAAGCUCUACGGCUACGAUAUUCCAUCUAUGCUAGGCUCCGAGUACACGAAGGCAAUGGUCUAUCAGCCAACGGCAACCAUAACCUCGCCCCAACUAACCCCCGACUUUGGCGUAAUGUCCGGACUUGAAUGCAUCGUAAACCGGGUUCACGAAAAGUUCUCGGACCUAGACUUUGUGCCCAAGCCUCUUCUGAAACUAGAACCCAAGACCCGAAAUUUGUUGCCACGUGUCGCGCAUCGACGUGCAGUUUUCGGCGAAGGAAUUCUCGUUUCCCGCGUCGGAGGCCGCGCAUUAGUGAGCGUCGUAGAUGGCGUCAACAGUGUAGUCCAAGACGUAGUGACCAGCGUUUUCAACAAUUCGUACUUCUUGCCCCUGCACUUCAGCGUUCACGACCAAGACGUCUUCUACUUUGUCAAAGACAACGCAUUGAAAAUGCGCGACGAUAUGGAAGAACUGCGCAGACUCGGAGGCAUGUUCAAUGUUUCCACUCACGAGACAACUGAACAUGGUGCCGGGAAAGAGUUGCGUCUCCAUAACCCAGAUGCCGCUGUAGUGAUUAAGUACGGCGCGGACCCCGAACAAGAGCGACACAGAAUUCUCAAGCAUGCGCACAAGCGUGCUGUAGAGCGCGCAUGGGAAAUUGAGAAGCAGUUAGUCGGCGCAGGGUUCCAGGGACGCGGGGACUGGUCCAAAGAGGAGAAGGAUCAGUUGCUAAGUCGCGGAACCGUCGAUGGGUACGAGGGCGCUGAUAUCCACAGUGUCCACAGGUAUCCUCAGUUGGCUGACGACCCCGGGAACGUCGCUUUUACGCGCGAUACUAAAAGAAAGAGACGCAAGAGUGGCAACAGACGACUCAGCAGAUAUCACAGGCAUGACACGUGAUUAAUUAUUGAGGGUUAUAAUUAAAAAUAAACAUUUUUUUUUUGUUUUUAAGUGAUUUGGUGCCAUAGGCUUUUAUUAUUGUUUAUAAGAAAACAAAAAACACUAAAAAUUAUGAACUAAAAAAGUGAUUUGUAUAUGGAAAAGUGUCAAAAUUAAGCUAGUCCUUGCUUAGUAAAAUAAUUAUUUUGUAGUAUAACUAAAAGUUUAAAAUAAUGAAGAAAAAAAUAACCUAACCUAAGAUGUUAUAUAAAAAUAUUUAAAUAUAUAUGUAUAAAUAUAUUAAAUGACCGAGGUUUACUUUGGGGCAAUGAUAUUUUUUGCAUCACAGGGUCUUACAGAUAAGACGUAAAAUAUGAUAAGGAUUUAAAUGAAAAAAAAAAAAAAAAAAAAAAAAAAAAAAAAUUCAUUGUCCGUUCGUCCAAGUAAUUAACGAUUGUUGAGGUACACAAACUUACACAUAGAUGGCAGGAGUACUGCAAAAAUAUUUUUAAACGAUGCAAAUAAUAAUAAUUAUUAGUCUUAGUUACUGAUAAUUGUGAAUUAAUUAACUAAUGAGAUUAAGAGGGAUAUUAUUUUGUAAAUAUAAUAAUUAAGCGUUUGAAUAUAUCUAUUGUGGUAAUUGUAGAUAGUAUUACUUAUCGAUAACAAAAUAAAUUAUAUCGGUAUGAAUGCCGAUGCUUUUUUAUAUGUAAAACACUCUACACUAUUAUGUAUGUAUGUAUUAUUUUUUUUAUUGAACAACAAAAAUUUUUUUUUACAUUAUGGAUUUAUUUUAUCGCGAAUAAAAUAUCGUGGUUAUUUUUAAUUUUUUUAUAAUUGUACAUAUAAUCAAUAAAUAAUUAUUAAAAUUAUUAUUUUUUGUCGCGUGUUGUUUUAUUUUAUUUUUAAGAAAUUGAGAUUUUGGAAGCAUGGCAAACUUUUUUUUAGCAUGGCAAUAAUUUUUUUAGGUUGGGUCGUAAAGUCAAAUCUUCGGAUAUCUAAUGAUUUUUUUCUCUCGCAAAUCCGAACAACGGCAAGUUACCAUGAAAUACCGAAAUUUACCGUAAAAUACGGUCGCUGGGCCAAAAUACGGUAAUUUACGACCGAAAUGCGGUAAUUUGCGCUCAAAAUGCGGUAACUCGUUGUGAAUUAGCUGUAAUUUAAGGUUAAAUUUCGAAUUUUCUGACGAAUUUACGGCAACAUUGCUGUAUUUUACCGUAAAAUACCGUAAUUUAAGGUGAUUAUUCCAAUCAACCUUCGUAAAAUACGGUAUUUUACUUCAAAGUACGAAAUUGUACGGUAAAUUACGGCAAAUCGCGGUAAUUUACGGAAAAAUUUUGAAUUUCCUGGUAAAUUCACGACAACAUUGCUGUAUUUUACUGGAAAUUACCUAAUUUACGGUGGUUCUUCUAAUCAAUCUUCUUUGAAUUCGGUAUUUUACCUUAAGUACGGAAUUUUACGGUACACUGCGGAAAAUUACGGCAAAUCGUGGUCAUUUACGGUAAAAUUUUGAAUCUUCUGGCAAAUUCACGGCAACAUUGCUGUAUUUUUCUGGAAAUUACCGUAAUUUACGGUAUAUCUUCUAAUCGAUCUUCUUAAAAUUCGGUACUUUACCUUUCAGUACGGCACUGUACCGUAAACUGCGGUAAAUUACGGCAAAUCGCGGUAAUUUACGGCAAAAUUUUAAGUUUUCUGGCAAAUUUACUGCUACAUUGCGAGAUUUGACCGUUAUAUAUAAUCAAUCUUCUUAAAAUGCGGUAUUUUACUUUGAAGUACGGCAUAUUACAGUAAAUUACGGAAAAUCACGUUAAUUUACGGUAACAUACCGCAUUUCACAUCAAAUUCUCAGUAAGUUACGGUAUUUGGCGACAAAAUUUGGUAAUUUCCCGUAAUUCAGAUCCGCUAGAGUGCUGAAAUUUUUACCAUGCAAUCUUUUCAAGCUUAAUCGGAUGAAUAUUUUCAUGGAAAAACAAUGCACUGUAAAAAUUACUAUGUAAUUGCGCAGUGUUAUUUUGAGAAAUCUAUUGUUCCAUGCGAAACUGCUACAUGAUUUGAAGUCGGCGUGAAAAUUUAGAUUGCAUUCAAUUCGUAUGGCAAAAAUUACUAUUGUAAAGCAAAAAUUUUUUCACACGGAAAAAUUUAGUUAAAAAAUAUGUACGAAGAAUGUUACUACAAUCGAAAAAUUUACUCUCCAUACAGUGGAAUGCAAGUAAUUUUUACCAUACAAUCGAAAUAUUAAUUCAAAACAUGCCGUACUAUAUUUGCGUAGAAUUUUUAAAAAGAAUCAAUUGUAUAGUAAAGAAUUUUUAAGCGUUGUCUGAAUUUGUAUAGCAAAAUUAUAGGUCACAAUAUAAUUUUUACCAUGCAGUUUUGUUAAUAAAAUUCAUGGCUAAGAAUUAACUAUAAACUGUUCCCUAAAAAAUUUUAGCAGGCUUAUUUCAAGUGUGGAAAAGUUUCCAUAGUAAAAACCACAAAAAAUUUUUACCAUGCAAUUUUCUAAAUAAAAUUCGGUUGCUAAAAAAUCUGCCGUGAUAAUCUUUGCAAAUUUCUACAAAUAAUUUCUGCAUGGUAAAAAUUUUUGAAAAUUUGAACCAUGCAUUCAAAAAAUGUAAUUUCAAAACUAAACUGAGCUAUGGUUGAAAAAUUCCAAAAUCUCAAGUUUGUUAUCUUUUACACUUAAAUAUUUUUAGGUUAUAAAUUUAACCACACAAACAAAAAAAACUACAUAAUCAUAAGCCACCGAUACGUAACAGUUAAUGUAAAAUUAAUAAAUAAGAUUAUCAAUAAAAACAAUAACUAUAAUAGUAAUAAUAAUACUCAUAAUAAUAAUUAUAAUACUUUCUACUAAUAAUUAUGAAAAAAAAAAUGCUGUACACAUCGAAUGUAUAGCGACUGCCAACGUUGUAAAAAAUCAAUCCAUUUUUAUAAUUAAAACUUAUAAUUUGUUUCUACUAUUGUUUGGUUUAAAUUCGUCAGUAAAAUUGAAUAUUAUAUGCGCACUAUUUAAAAAAAUAUUGUAAAUAACGCGCAGGGAGAGAGAAAAAAGCUUAAAGUAAAUUAAGAAGCUUGAAUAAAAGUAAAAAAAAAAAAAUAAAUGCGAGUAGCUUGAUUUAGAAAAACACGCGACUCGGAAUUAAUUGAGUUAAUUAACGUAUAAAUUAAUUAAAUAAAGUAGAUUUUUGUGUAAGUGUUCUUAAUUACCACGCAUUUGGUGCCAGGAAUUACGGAGAUCGUUAGUGUGAGCGACUGGGUUCGAAUCCCGGUCACGGACUUUUUUUUUU